This is a messenger RNA of Symbiodinium sp. CCMP2592, 312 nucleotides long. The record is from the annotation of a GenBank genome assembly. NCBI's taxonomy places the organism in Eukaryota, Dinophyceae, Suessiales, Symbiodiniaceae.
AUGGAUUCGCGGUUGCAGAAGUUCCGCGCCGAUUAUGCCCAGCAGGGCGAAGACUGGCUCCGCACCGAGCUGGACAAGCAAAACCGGCAGGACCUGCGUGGGCUCUGUGUCGCUGCGGGUGUGCAACAGAAGUCUGCCGGGCACACGCUUACCAGAGCGGAGCUGUUGGAAGCUCUAUCAGAGAGCAUUGCCGGGGAGCAGGCCGAUGAACCUGCGUCGCAGCGAAAGCUGCAGGAGCUGCGCACGGGUUAUGCCGAGCAGGGCGAAGCCUGGCUCCGCGGCGAGUUGGGGAAGCAGAGUCGGGCGGAGCUG